AUGUAUGAAUGCGGGGAUUGCUAUCGCCGCUUCCCCAGCGGCUGGCGCGCCCGUGACCAGCACUGGGAGGCCACCGGCCACAGCAUUCCCGAUUUUGAGUGCUUCACUUGCGACGAGUACUUCAACGACAACUGGGACCGCUCUGAGCACAUGUGGGACUACCGCCAUCUUCCCGACGAAUACUACGAAUGCGAGAAAUGCAUCGAGGUUUUUGAGACCCAGUCCGAGGCCACCAGACAUGAGGUUGAGCGCCAUCACUAUUGCAACGUCUGCCAUCGCACCUUCGACAAUCUCAACAGAUCCACCCAGCGACUCGCCUCUGAUCUCGGACUGCCAGCGCCUGGCGAACAAUCUUUCUGGGAAUGGCACCUUCAAGUACAGCAGCUUUGGCAGGCACAAGACGCUUGCUCAGUAUGGAUCUUGGUAAGUCUUUACGGUGUUUCAAGGUAUGAGGAUGGAUAG
Messenger RNA from Podospora anserina S mat+, 462 nucleotides. RefSeq lists its product as uncharacterized. The coding region runs from base 1 to 462 and encodes 153 amino acids. NCBI's taxonomy places the organism in Eukaryota, Fungi, Ascomycota, Sordariomycetes, Sordariales, Podosporaceae. The record is from RefSeq and is a predicted model, not a curated record. The transcript has a single exon.